AGCAGCAUGUUAUUUCUGGUCCAGUUUUCUUUAUAGUUCUAUAAAUUUUUUUCUAUUAUUAUUUCAAAACAUGUACCUUAAUAUUUUGUCUAGUCUCUCUUGUGAAAGCUUGAGCACAAUGUUAAAGAUGAAAUUAAAUAAAAAUCUAAAUUUAAAUAAGAAUAAUAGUUAUAGGAGCUGCCAGCAUCUUUAGCUGAGUAUUAUUUCACAUUAGGGCCACAAACAUUUAGCUUUUCUAAAUAUGGCACUGCGCUGGUUAUGUUCCCUCUGUGCACCUCUGCCCAAGAUGAAAAGAUGUUAUGCCUAAUAAAUAUAUUUUUCGGAAGGGAGAUAGUCACACUCAUAUUUGCAGUUUAGCAGUUACCAGAAAGAAAUAGAUAUACAGAAAAGGAAGAACAUUUGGGAGGAUAGAAACUAGGGCAGAAUGAGACAGGGAAGUAAAAGGAUAGAAAGAUAAGGCAGUGUGCAAAGCAGGUAGUACCGCAAUGAUAAGCAGGGAGCAUGCAAAUGCAGGGUAUUGAUUGGGAGGGAGUGGAGCCUGCAGUUACUAGGGAAGGUGUGAGGGAAGGCUGCUGGGGCUAAAGUGACUGGUACCAAUCUUUAUCGAGUAAGAUUGGGACAGCUCCCAGCAUUAUCUCUAACAGACUUUUUCUCUUCUUUUUUUAAAAGAGGGACUUCCUGGCAAGUAUUAGAGGAAAAGUGUUUUUGUUUAACAUUUGGCCUUGCAUUAAAGGGGCAGUAAACCCCCUAACAUAACAUGAGUUAAAUGUGUCUUCUGUUCAACAUGUAGUUUUCAUGAUUAACGCAAUAGACAAAUGCAUCAUUAUUGUUCUAUCUUGAGCUAAACAGGGGGAUUGGAGCUACUUCAUGUUUGGCCCUUGUAAAGUAGAUUAUUAGAUUUUCACUUUACAGAUAAUCACUCUGCAUAAUAGACAACUGCACACAAACAGUUACAUCAAAAGGGGGGAUGGAGGAGGUUGUAAAAUGACCAAACAUGGAGUAGCUUCAUUUUCCCAGUUUGUUCUGCUUAGUUCAAGUCAUAACAAAAAACAUAGAUUUUACAUGAUUAACAGAGGAAAGCAGUAUGUUCAGCACAAGUCACUGCACUCAUGUUGAAGAAUCGGGUAUACUGUCCCUUUAAGCAACAUAGCGCCACUAAAUUUUCCAUUAUAAUGCUUAUUUGUAUAAAGUAUGUCAGUGAAACUUUUCCCUGUUUACUCCCUCCCUUAUCUUAUCUCCUCACAUGUUAUUUAUAUCUACUAAAAGGAAGUUCAGGUGCAGCUAGAAUUUACCACUCUUGCCUAACACACAAAAAAAAACUACAGGCAGAAAUUGCUGGGCUAUGUGCGCCCAAAUGACUAUAGGGUAAAGACACACAGAGCUACUAGUAGCAGCUACUUGUCACUGUUACAAAAAUAGACAAUGUUGAUCGUUUACUGAUAACUGACUCUACAUGUGUUUUAGCAGAGGCAAUUCUCAGUACUGUUUAUGGCAGGGCACCCUAAUGGUGAUCAAAACCACACAGAUUCCAGUCAGACUUGUUGGUAAAUCCAGUUACCUAAUGAUUAUUAUAUAGACACACAAAGUUUGGCUGCUGUGACUGCUGGGGAAUCUGAUUAAUUGGGAGAUUUAUCCUAAAUGAUCAGAUUGGCUAUUAUUGUGCACCUGGACUCGCCAGUCAUCUCCACUUUUGGCUGUCAGGCAAGUAGCCAGUUUCAAGAUCAAUACUGAUACUAUACACACUUAUUGCAGCUGCAGUCACUACUGGGCCCUCCGUUCUCCUGGAGGCCAUGUCAACCACAGGUUCUGUCGCUAUAUGACAAUGCACUUCGGGGUAGAAAUAUAUCUUAUUUAUAAGUAGGAUUUAACCUUGGAUCUUAGAUUGUAAACUCUACUGGGGCAGGUACUGAUGAAAAUGAUAUAAUCUGUGUAAAGUUCUGCAGAACACAUAACAAUAAUAUAUUGAUUUCUAUGAAAUCCAAAUGGGUGUGGAUUAUUGUGCAGCCAGGACCUUCUGUCGCUACAUAGGCGGAGUUGCAAGGUUAGAGAGGUCAUUCUUGUUGCAGUCUAAGGAAAAUGCGUCACCCAGACAAGCAAUAUUACAGCUCACUCUAAAUAUUUCUCAUGCCCCAUUUUUUGCCAUGUCGGACGACACUUCCAUUCAGGACCCUGGAGGAGAUGGUUCUUCUGAGUGCAUCAUUUGUUUUACCCCAUAUGACUCUCUCUUCCACCUUCCAAAAACACUCUCAUGCAAACAUAUAUUCUGCCUGGAGUGUCUGUCCCGUAUUACUGUGGGUUCAACUCAACCAGAGACUCUGUCCUGCCCUAUCUGCCGCCUUCCCACAUCCCUACCACCCAAAAAGGGCCCUCCAGCACUGUCUACAGACCAAAAUUUGUUGAACAGCAUUAACAAGCCGCCAAACAGUCCAGCCCCAAGUGUAAGAUUCAGCCGUAAACGUGGUCUCUUAUAUGUACAGAAGACUAAUUCUCUCCAUGUCAGCACAAUCAGCCUCAGUGUAGAUCUUGGGCAACCAGCCCCUAGCCCCAGCGCAGCUCGAAAUGUCCGGGCUAUCUUAAGGAAUGGUGGCUGUAUCUUUUAUGGUUCCAUUGGUGCUGCCAUUUUACUGACCGUUGCUUUAGUUUUGGCUGGGGUUUACAUAUUUUAUCUGAUUCCCUGGAAAAUGGCUGGUGUUGGAAUAGGUAAUGCCAAUACAACAAUAGAACCAAGCAACACCACAACCACUGCCACAAUUCCUACACAACGCUAAAGAUAUGAGUUGAAUUGGAUAACCCACCCCCUGGAAAGAAAGACUGCUGAAUUCCCUUGAAGGGUGUUACUGUGUGCAAUAUGGAAACCCAAGAAAACAAACUAGUGUUAAAGUAGACCAGUUGUUUUUUCUUGGCUGGGGUUUUUUUUGGAUGGAAUUUAUCACUCACGCAAAAGGCUUAAAUCAGUUGUUAUAAUAGAAAUUCUUUCUUUAAGCCUAGCACUUUGCUCUGAGACAGCAAUCGUCAGCUGGUUAAAUGAGUCACACUUUACAUUGUUAUGAUAAAUUUAAAAUCAAACAAAAUUUGUCAUUGAAAUUGAUAUUUCAAUUACUUCUCUUGCAUUCUGUUGUUACACUGCACCGGUCCUACAGAGGAAGGCAAAGACCUGAAUAUAACUCUUGCUUAUUUGGAGGAAUUUGCAGAUCUUCCAUGGAUCAAAAUAUUAUAUGAUGCAACUUGAUGUAACCAUGUGUACCUGCUAACCAAGGAUAAGUGAAGUACUAAGGAAUAUGGCACUCUGCUGUGGCAAAGAAUUUCCCAAAAGAUCUCCACUCACAGACAAGAACCCUAGGCUUCAACAGGUCCUGCCUGACACUUUAUACUGUACAAGCCUGUUAUAUACAAGAACCUUUGAAUCCAAACUCCAUUCAUAAUCCAUUUAUUUCUGUGUGUAGAGAAAGUACAGCCCAGGACAACCACAUAUGCAGCCGUAACUGAUCAUGAAGGGGCAAGCUGUGACAAUCCAGGUGCACUGCACAAAACUCUGGGGGAGAAGCUAGCUUCUGACUGGCUAGGCAUGACCGGACAUUUAUUUCAAUUACAAUGUAGUUAAGGAGGGCCAUAGGUUGCCAAUUGCUUUGUUGCACACUUCUUGAUUUGAAAUGAUAAAUAAAAUAAUGUUUAAUUUUUUUAA
This is a messenger RNA of Xenopus tropicalis (tropical clawed frog), 3682 nucleotides long. It is a transcript of the gene rnf225, whose product is annotated as ring finger protein 225. The transcript is spliced from 2 exons. The record is from RefSeq and is a predicted model, not a curated record. NCBI's taxonomy places the organism in Eukaryota, Metazoa, Chordata, Amphibia, Anura, Pipidae. The coding region runs from base 1983 to 2768 and encodes 261 amino acids.